AUGAUUUUCGAAUUUGUCUGGUACGUGUUACCAUUAAGCUGCGUCGUCGGUUUGACCGGCACGUCAAAGGAAUGCGUGGGCAAAGCGUGCACAGACAAACCGCCUAUGACUAUAAGUACUCCCCUUAAAGCCGUGACAGUAUCGAGUCUUAACGGUAAUGAAUCUACGUCGAUCAAUAUCAGUUACAAUACGACCACCGGAAACGGCACCAACGUCGACAAAUCCUUCGGUGUUAUCUUGAUUGAAACGCCUGUGCCACAUGCCAACGACACUUUUGUAAACUAUACCAUCUCGGGGUCACCCGCGGUGGUUCAAAAUGCUAGCAGUACGAUCGCCAACAACAAGACUGGCAAUGCGGUUUUGCCUGUCAACACCAUCGAAACGACGACAGCGACAACGACGACGACGACGGCAGGACACGUUUUGGGAUAUGUUCAAAACACAGGUGACCAAUAUUGCGGUUGUGAUUUGAUCCAUGGUGCUUGCGAUAUCAAUUGUUGUUGCGACACGGACUGCAUGAGCAACGAUUUAAAGACCUUUACUUUAUGUUCAGAUAAAACGGUUUCCGGGUCAAUAAAGCCCGAGUCGAUUUUGUUCGACUCGUCGUUGUUCUACGUCGUGCUGGACAACGUACCGAGCAAUUAUUUUUAUCCUGAACGAGAGCCAGUCGAAACAGAAACACAAGUAAAUGCAAUACUUCGCAGUCGCGGUGCAAUUGAAUGGCAUGAAUCUAGUCAAGUGGUCGAUACCAGAAAUCGCCUUGAUUUAACUUACGGGUCGUUACAUUGGAUGUACGUAGUUUCCAACGUCAACGGCAGCGACUGGAUGGCUUUUGGAGUCAAAAACAGUGCGUUUAGUUCACUUUGCGCUAUUCAAGAACCCGUCGAGUACUUAGUGAACAAAGAAACCACAUGUGAAGUGUACAUUCAAAACUUAACUGAGAUGUGCAAAAAUAAUUCGGAAUUAAGUUAUAAAAGGUUCUACCAUGACCGAGAAUUCAGAGUAGUUCAAACGACAUACAAUCAAUCGUCUAAAACCGAGAAAGUUGGAUUGGUCGAGUUGAAAGCUUUCGUACAGCAUUGCUUAAGAGCUGCAAACGGAUCAUACAGCUGCUGGACCAGACCGGAUCAUCCACCUGUCCCUCAGCUCGGUGGAGAUAGAACUGUGUGUCGUAAUGCCGUGGAGACAGUUGAGUACUUGAUUCGACAUAACGGCACUAGGGGUGUUCGGAAGUUGGAAGUACGCUUUUACUACAAAGAUUUGACGUUCGGUGUGGAGCAAAGUCCCGUUUUCUUUAGACAACAAAUCAUAGUGAAGUUUGCGUGGGUCAACCAAAGCGCCACGGCGUACACUCGUAGCGGAAAGCCCGGUUACACAACCGGAAACCGGGUAAUCAUUGUACGGCAAAAAGGUGAUUCCAACGCGAAACCCUCUAAUGGCAUAAUGGCAAUGGGCACGCUGAGUCUACCUGGUUCUAACGGCCGAGACUGCGAUCCCAAGUCUAGACUAUCCGUCGAUUUCAACCAGAACGUCAACACCGAAUGUUUUUAUACAUGGAAAAAAGAAGAAUCCGUGCCUUUCGUAGAUUCCUGCAUUCGUGUGCAAUCUAAGGUUAUUUCAAUAUUGGGUGAAUUCCAAGAUAUUAUGGUUAGCAGUAUGGGCGAUCCGGUUGUAUCCGUGUGGAUUCCGAUAACUGUCGCUAAGCUUACGCUGGACGACCAAUGUUCAACUUUUAUCAAUAUUGUCAAGAUUCAUGUUUUCUAUUCUUAUGUUGGAUCAUUUGAAAACCCGCAGGCAACAAUACACGGUAUCCUGGUUAACUUUACUUCCACCAUAAACACAACUCAAAUAGCACUAGUAAAACCAACUAUAGAAAUUCCAAUCAAGAGCAGCGUCAUAUUUGUAGAUCUUACUAAACCGCCGAUCAGAGAAUUUGCCGAACCUCCGACAUAUGAAUUUAGGCUUCCUGAAGAUUUUUACUAUCCAUUUUUAUCUCACGGAUCCAAAUUACUCUUAUAUCCCAAAUUAAAUUUAUUUUUAAUGUUGACUGUAAUUAAUUUACAAAUUAUAAUGUUUAAAUAAUCACAGUUACUUUAAAUAAUAAAUAUAAAGUUCAAA
Molecule: messenger RNA, 2118 nt
Organism: Adelges cooleyi (spruce gall adelgid)
Lineage: Eukaryota; Metazoa; Arthropoda; Insecta; Hemiptera; Adelgidae
Product: tectonic-1
Exons: 6
Coding region: 1-2082 (693 amino acids)
Biological process (GO): cilium assembly
Cellular component (GO): ciliary transition zone
Source: RefSeq, a predicted model, not a curated record